Molecule: messenger RNA, 348 nt
Organism: Ostertagia ostertagi
Lineage: Eukaryota; Metazoa; Nematoda; Chromadorea; Rhabditida; Trichostrongylidae
Source: the annotation of a GenBank genome assembly
AUGGUGCAGAGUCACAACGCCUCGGCAAACACCACGGCGUUGGACUCCAAUCCGCUGAUGAACGGACUGCUGGCAAUCGUAAAGAACGAGCACGAGCAACUUUUGGAGUGUGACAAAGCGAUGAUGACCGUCAAGAAAGAAGAGGGCGCCAGCUCGCCGAUGAGUGCCAUGGCGAGGCCGAUGAGCGCCAGUCCCACUGUCGACUUCAGUGUAAAAAGGGAGUCGGUCGGAGAGGACGAGUGCGGCAUCGAUGUGAUGACUGUGAUCGGUAUGGGACCGUCCGAAUCGCCAUCAUCCUCCGGAACGGCUUCAUCGGUCAGCGAAGACGGGCCCAUCUUCAACAUUGAG